AAUGAGAUCUCCGUGGACUUCGACCUGACCCGGGAGGCUUAUAAGAGCAAAGACUCAUUAGAGCUGCUCAGAAGUUUGGUGGUGUUCAAGCUCUGCUCCUAUGACAUCCUGGUGGAGAAGAACACGGAGAUAAUGGACCUGGGAAAGAAGAUACUGGGCCAGAGAGCCUUCAACCAGUUCAUGAAGAUGACGUUUUACGGCCAGUUUGUGGCCGGCGAGGACCACAAGUCGAUCCGGCCUCUGAUCCAGAAGAACCAGGCCUUCGGCGUCGGCUCGGUCCUGGACUACAGCGUCGAGGAGGACAUCAGCCAGGAGGAGGCGGAGUACGAAAGUUUCACUAUUGUCACAGAUUCCACUAAACGCGAGCGCCACGGAGAGGAGAAACAGAACGAGCAGCAUCAGUCGGAGGAGGAGCGGCGUCGGGGGGGAGUGACGGCAGCUCGCACGCACUCCGACAGCGCUGAGGCCAAAUGUGACCGGCAUAUGGAAACCUUCAUCAAAUGCAUCAAAGCAUCUGGUGGGAAUUCGAUGGACGGCUUUUCGGCCAUCAAGAUGACGGCUCUGGGACGACCUCAGUUCCUGCUCCAACUCUCAGAGGUCCUGGUGAAAUGGCAGCGUUUUUUCAGCUUCCUGGCGUCGCAGCAGGGGAAAGACGGCGAGGAAGCUUUAAAUCAAAGGCUGGAGCUCGACCAGCUGCAGGAAUCUUUGACCAAACUAGGUGCAAAAGGUGAUUUCCGUGGUUGGUUUACUGACGGGAAAGAAGAAACCUCAGGAACCAUUGACGUGCUGGACUGGAACAGCCUCAUAGAUGACAGGACAAAGACAUCGGACCUGCUAGUUGUCCCGAAUGUUCAGCGAGGAGAGCUGGAAUCCCUGCUGGAGAAGUUUGGCACAGAGGAGGAGGAGCAGAUGAAGAGGAUGCUGCAGCGUAUGGACAUUUUAGCAAAGCACGCCCUGGAGAACGGCGUUCGCCUGAUGGUGGACGCAGAGCAGACGUAUCUGCAGCCAGCCAUCAGCAGGGUGACAUUAGAGAUGCAGAGGAUCUACAACAGAGACAAGCCUGUCAUCUUCAACACGUACCAGUGCUACCUGAAGGACGCCUAUGACAACGUGAGCAUGGACGUGGAACUCUCCCGACGGGAGGGCUGGUGUUUUGCUGCCAAGCUCGUGCGAGGGGCCUACAUGUACCAGGAGAGAGAGAGGGCCGAAGAGUUUGGCUACGAGGAUCCCAUCCACCCUGACUAUGAGUCUACCAACAGAAUGUACCACAGGUGUCUGGAUCACGUGCUGGACGAGAUCGCAAUCAACCGAAACGCCAACGUAAUGGUGGCUUCCCAUAAUGAAGACACAGUGAAACACACCAUUCACAGAAUGAACGAGCUGGGUCUCGUCCCCACGGAGAACAAGGUGUACUUCGGGCAGCUCCUGGGAAUGUGUGACCAGAUCAGCUUCCCAUUGGGCCAGGCAGGCUUCCCCGUCUAUAAGUACGUCCCCUAUGGCCCGGUGAGUGAGGUGAUGCCCUACCUGUCUCGCAGAGCCCAGGAGAACAGAGGCUUCAUGAAGGGCGUCCAGAAGGAGAGAGGGCUGCUGUGGAAGGAGCUGAGGCGCAGACUCUCCUCUGGGGAGCUUCUCUACAGACCCACGUACUGA
Molecule: messenger RNA, 1650 nt
Organism: Limanda limanda (common dab)
Lineage: Eukaryota; Metazoa; Chordata; Actinopteri; Pleuronectiformes; Pleuronectidae
Gene: prodhb
Product: proline dehydrogenase (oxidase) 1b
Exons: 13
Coding region: 133-1650 (505 amino acids)
Cellular component (GO): mitochondrion
Molecular function (GO): FAD binding; proline dehydrogenase activity
Source: RefSeq, a predicted model, not a curated record